UUCCUAACGGCCUCUCAGAAGAAUGAAAAUUUGCUUGCGAAUUUUAUUUGCAAUGAGCAACUACCAUUGAAAAAUUUAGCUUUUGACGUCUGCACUCAUCUUUCGCAUAAAAUUCUAUCAUUUAUAAACUUCUCUUCCGAAAGCCAGUCGAGCUUUCUGCACCGAAGGAGCACUAGAGCUGCGAAGCAAAAAGAACGCUGGCGGGUGAUGUUUUCAAGAAGCCCUCAAUCAUCAAGUUUUAUAGGAAGUCCUGAAGUCUCAAGAAAUGACUACUACGAAAAUGAACCGCCCGUAGGUAUCGUUAUUGAGCCUAAUGAUGGACAUCGCAAAGGCAAAGUACCGAAGUUGUUGGUGGCGCUCGUUGUCGGCACGUACGGCGCGCUCUCCUUACUGCUCCUGAGGUUGCUGCUCCAAAUUCUGCUACCCGUAAGUGUUGGACCUCCUGGGGCAUCUGGGGACAAAGGUAUGAUAGGAAAUAAGGGUACACAAGGCGACAAAGGCAUGAAGGGAGAUAAAGGAAUGAAAGGCAUCAAAGGAGAAAAAGGGAACAAGGGCUUGAAGGGCAUUUCUGGGCCGAUGGGACCACAAGGAUCAACAGGAGGACCGGGACCCGUGGGAGCUCAAGGCCCUGGUGGAGACCCUGGGAUGCCUGGAGACAUUGGGGAUGAUGGAGACAAAGGAAUGCCGGGUGACCCUGGUAUGCCGGGACCCAACGGAGCCGACGGAGACGAUGGAGAGGAUGGUAUGAUAGGUGACAGUAAUGUGUCUGGUCGAGACUUGAGCUACAGGAGCUUGAAGAAGAGACACGCCAGAGAGUCAACUGUUGAGCUGCAAGAUGCACCGCAGCUGCUAGCAUUCCUCUACUCCAAAAUAAACCAAAAAUCUGCGACUUUGACAAAAGAGGUCGACAGUAAAUGCGAUGCCGUGAGUGCGGUCAACGAAUUGUGGCAUCAGUUCGAAGACCCUACAGGCUGCGUCAAGUGCUCGCUCUUUGAGUUCUUCUUAUCAUCGAAAUAUGACGCAACUGAUUCCCUGAUUCUGGCGAGCUUGGCUCACGUGCUGGGAGUGCAGGAGUCGCACCAGCUGCACGCGGCCACCUGGGCGGCGCGCGGCAGCAACCAGAAAAUCUUCUGCAGGCGCCGGGAAAAUUCCUGCGACGUCGUCCAGCAAACCGACGAAGUCUUCGCCCUACCCAAGGAAAUAUAACAUCGAUUGAUAUAUUGCUGUUUGAAAUUGUUUGUGGUCUGAUUUCAAUAGAAAACUAUUUAGGAGACUUUCAACGUGCACCUAUAAAAUCAUAGGAUAAAGAUUUUAUUUGGUAUGAUCAGAGAGAACUAGUCAAGGCCACAAUUCAAUACUUCAUCAAAUAUUUAAAACGACGGAGUUCGCGUUAGAUGGGGAUGGUUGUGUGAAUAAUUCGCCCGAUCCCAAGUUCCUCGAGUUGGAAUGGGAUUCAUCAGAAAGAAUAUAUAUAAAAGGAUGAAUCGAAAUGGUCAAAUGAACGAAACAAUAUUUAAACGGCUGAUACGAAAUGAAAGAGCUGGAUGAAAUGUUUAAAUGGUUAAUUUAGAUUUUUUGCCUCGUUUUCUGUAGAUAAAGAAUUUAAGAAUAAAUCUUGCCGGACAAUAGGCGAGAAUGAAGAAUAAGAUGAACUAAAAUGUAUUUAUUCGAAUGCAAGAAUUUCAUUUAACUAUGGUGGAGCGCAGGAUAUCAACUUGAAUGUGUUCGACGUUUGCAUAGGUUCAAUUAUUUGUUUGAAUCAAGCGCAUUCCUGUACGGUUGCCAUAACUGAUCUGAAUUAAAUUGCCUACGCUUCAGCUCGCCGAAUUCCGAAUGGGGCUUGAUUGAAGGAUGACCUGACAAUUAAUUCAAAUACACACGUACAGGCCGAUAGGGUAAAUUAAAAUAAUUAACAUUCUCGCAGGUAUGUAUGGUCAUUCAAAAUAAUUAACGUAAACGCAGGUUACAUGGUAAAUCAUCAUAAUUAACAUACACGCAGGUAUGUAUGGCUAAAUAAUACAAUUAGCAUACACGCAGGUAUGUAUGGUUGAUUAAUAUAAUUAAAAUACACGGAGGUGUGUAUGCGUUUAUUUUAAUAUA
Hyalella azteca is the source of this 2100-nucleotide messenger RNA. RefSeq names its product collagen alpha-1(II) chain-like. The coding region runs from base 208 to 1206 and encodes 332 amino acids. The transcript is spliced from 2 exons. Lineage: Eukaryota; Metazoa; Arthropoda; Malacostraca; Amphipoda; Hyalellidae. The record is from RefSeq and is a predicted model, not a curated record.